This is a messenger RNA of Schistocerca serialis cubense, 2468 nucleotides long. Its product is annotated as L-threonine ammonia-lyase. Lineage: Eukaryota; Metazoa; Arthropoda; Insecta; Orthoptera; Acrididae. The coding region runs from base 40 to 1365 and encodes 441 amino acids. The record is from RefSeq and is a predicted model, not a curated record. Gene Ontology annotation, biological process: L-serine catabolic process; L-threonine catabolic process. The transcript is spliced from 9 exons. Gene Ontology annotation, molecular function: threonine deaminase activity; L-serine ammonia-lyase activity.
GCCGUGGAGCUCGCCAGUUACUUAGUAGUGUCCACCAACAUGGCAACCGAAGAGCACGCCGCUGCAGCCGCCGCGCCAGACAACGUGGCGGAUGAAUUCGAUCCCCUGUGCUCAGAGGAAACACCACAUCAGCUACAUUUCGAAGAAGUCACAUCAGCCGCAUUCAAAAUAAAAUCUGGCGUUAUGUAUACGCCGUGUGUGAAAUCUCAUUUGUCACAGGUCACUGGUAUGGAAAUUUACUUGAAGAAGGACUUCCUGCAAUAUACUGGCAGCUUUAAGGAGAGAGGUGCAAGAUAUGCACUUCUGAUGUUACCUGAGGAUCAGAAGAAAAGAGGUGUUAUUUCAGCUUCCCUUGGGAACCAUGCUCUGGCACUUUGUUAUCAUGGAAAGGAUUUGAAGAUUCCUGUGACUGUUGUUAUGCCUUCUGUAGCACCAUUAAUGAAGAUCCAAGCCUGUCAGCAGCAUGGAGCUACUGUUAUAAUCCAUGGCGAAGAUAUGGGUGAAGCCAAAAAGGCUGCAAUGAGACUUGCGCAUGAGAAAGACUUGACUUACAUUAAUGGCUAUGAUCAUCCACACAUAAUUGCUGGACAAGGAACUGUAGGAUUAGAAAUCGUGGAGCAAGUAUCAAAGAUCGAUGCUGUUGUUGUACCUGUUGGAGGAGGAGGACUAAUAGCAGGAGUUGCUCUUGCUGUCAAGUCAAUGUUUCCUGAUAUUAAAAUCAUUGGAGUGGAGUCAGAAAAGUGUGCCAGUUUUUCAAGUGCUUUGAAAUCAAAGAAACCAGUGUACACACCAAUUCAGUCCACCUUGGCAGAUGGUCUUGCUGUCCCAAAGGUGGGAUACAAUGCAUUUGUAACUGCUGCUCCACUGAUUGACAAAAUGGUAGUUGUGAAGGAAGAAUGGAUUGCUGUUGCCAUCUUGCGGCUUGUGGAGUUAGAAAAAUGUGUUGUGGAAGGUGCUGGGGCAGCUGGACUAGCAGCAAUACUUGCAGGUCACUUACCUGAAUAUAAAGGCAAGAGAAUUGUAUUACUUCUAUGUGGUGGAAAUAUUGAUACUACCAUUUUGGGCCGCUGUCUGGAAAGAGGUCUUGCAGCAGAUGGCAGACUAGUGAAAUUCUCUGUAACGGUUACUGAUCGUCCAGGAGGGAUUGCAGAGCUGUGCCGCAUAAUGGCCAAACUUGGUGUAUCCAUAAAAGACAUAAUACAUGAAAGAGCAUGGAUAAAGUCUGACAUAUUUAGUGUUGUGGUGAAAGUUGUAUGUGAAACCAGAGAUAUGCAACAUGCCAGCCAGCUAAGGGAAACAUUGUACAAGAAUUAUGAGAAGGUGGUGUUCGGUGAUAUACCUACAGCGGGACUUCCAGAGCCAUAGGAGUGUACAUGAAGUGACAUAAAAAAACCAGCUAAAUUGUUUUUGUUUUGAGUAUUGCUUUCAGAGUACUGUUAUAUUUCUUAAUUACUGCAAGAGUUUCGUUUUGCACCUACACUAUUUAGCAAGUAGUCUUAACCCUGGCAGGAAACAUAAUCACACAAUUAAACUGAAAGUAAAAAUAAUUUUGAUGUGUAACCAUGAGUCACAACAACAAUAUUCUUCAGUUUGUUGCAUGAAUGUCUAGACAGAGUUACCUAAAAUUCACACUUUUGAAACUAAAUGAAAUAAAAAACAUAUUUAUGAUCUACCAGCAUGUGCCUGGAAACAAAUUGUAUCCAAGAAUUGUUGAUCAUGUGAAAUAAAUUCCUUCAUCCAUAUCUUAAUAUUAAGUGUUAUGUGAAUUCCAUUAUAAUUAAUAGUGUCAUAUAUAUGUGUGACAGCUACUGAUCCAUCAGUGUCAAUAAAGACUUGUGUUUUAUGAGGUUUGGAGAUAUUUUCUAGUUUUUCACAUGUGUACCAGCAAACGUGGCACAAUUUUAUGAAAUUAAGAAGGCAAAGGGUAACAAUAUAAAACAAUUAAUUGAAUUCAUUUAAUUUAACUUCUGUAACUACUGAUUAUGUUCAGUAAUGAAAUGAAGCCCCAGCAGCAUUCUUUCUCUUUUAAUUAUAAUUACCAGUUUUGGCCCACAAUAACUAGCUGCAGAUAUCAAUAUUCACAUGUUCUGCAGAGUAUGGCAUUAGCAAUCUAUUUUCAUCUGCUGUACUGAGUGAGAAAACUUUCUAGUACUGACCAUGAUAACCUUUAAUGUGUUACCUCCUGAAGUACAAUCCUUGUAACUGGAAAAGACUAGAAAAAAGUUCAGAAUACAAUGUUCUAAGAUUGUGAACUCUGUAUUUAAUUAAUUAAUAUUUACAUUGAUGUCAGGGAAUAGAUGUGCAGAAUGGCUAGAUGUAUAGCUAAACAAGAUAGUGCUGUCAUUACUAGUGCAAACAUUUUUUUAAAUUUAAGUAGGUACUGCACUGAACUGAAUCAACUAUUAAAGCCUAUUUUUCAUUCAAUGAGCUAUGUAUUAAUCUUAUAUAUUUCAGUAAUUUAUUGCUGU